Molecule: messenger RNA, 1152 nt
Organism: Echinostoma caproni
Lineage: Eukaryota; Metazoa; Platyhelminthes; Trematoda; Plagiorchiida; Echinostomatidae
Source: the annotation of a GenBank genome assembly
AUGAAAGCUUUCGUUUGUAAUGUCUUAUCCGCGUAUGCUAUUCUGUUGCUUUCCAACAGUCUAUUGAACAUUCGGCUUCUCGUGGAAUCUGCUUGCUCAUGUUGUUUACGCACAGCGGAUCCGUGCAAAUGUCCGAAAGUUCGUCUUGGACAUUUCCCUUCCGAAUGUGGUCAUCCGAUUUCGAACCUGACCCUGCUCACACGAAAUCCGUAUAUUUAUGUUCAAGCUCCGAUCCGUAUGUCCCCGGGGUUGUAUACCGUGUUGUUACUGGACACCGAAAUCUACAACCCCCCUAUUCGAUGGAUAAAAGCACACUUGGUUAUGGUUAGCUGGAAUAUACAAUAUGAGUGCCUGUUGAAUCCCGACGGUUGCCAACUGAAAGAGUAUUUACAGACCAAAACCGCGAAUUGUUCGGACCAGUUUGAUCGGUUUGAUCCGCUGCGACUGGUUCUGCUCCGUCAGCGCCAGGAAAUGAGUGGGAGUUUUUGGGAACAGUAUGAUACGUCACAGGUGAAUCGGGUACUGGCAUACGCUGAUCUCUAUCGAAGUCCAAUACUGCAAUUUCCUCCGGUACGCAUGAGCGAGUAUCAAGUGCACUAUUGUCUCCAUGAUCCAAUCUAUCAUGAAUAUUUGAUCACCCGUGAUUUCGAGUCGUACGAGACCGGUUGUCAGUUUGAUCCAUCAAGUCAAUCCACUCUACAAAAUCCGUUGGUAAACGAAUUUCCCAGAAUCUCGAUCACUCAAAUCCAAGUGAACGAGGAACUGAAUGACUGUUAUAUCAAAAGAGAUUGGAUCCAACAGCCGAAACGGGCUCGGUCCGAGAACCGUCAACGUGUGCGUGACUGUCCCCUGGAUUUGAUUGCGUUCGUGCGCAAGAUGAACGGAUCUGUUGCGCGGGACCGGUUCAUUCAACAUAUGCACAAACGAGCCGAGGAGUGGCUGUGGAUGUCUAAAUUGGAAUAUAUGCAUUUGAUGGGCAUUAAGCACUCCUCGGAUGUCUAUUCGAAUCACGAAGUCGGAUUUGAUAUACACGCCGUGUUUUGUGGCUCGUUUUUGAAACAGAAAAAGAAAACCACAUUCUGUGUGAUUCGAGCCGAGGCGUAUAGACAAAUUUUGAUGGAACUAGGUGUACGUUGGUAUUCGGAGAACUGA